Messenger RNA from Penaeus monodon (black tiger shrimp), 2766 nucleotides. Its product is annotated as mucin-5AC-like. The record is from RefSeq and is a predicted model, not a curated record. NCBI's taxonomy places the organism in Eukaryota, Metazoa, Arthropoda, Malacostraca, Decapoda, Penaeidae. The transcript has 10 exons. Bases 1 to 2766 code for a protein of 921 amino acids.
AUGUCCUCCUUCCAUCGACCACUUCUCCAACUGAUUCCUCUGUGGAUUCAAGUACACCAGCUAGCUCCAGCACCAGAGAGGAAAACCACCACGUCUUCAAUCUACCCCAGCUCUUCCACAGACUCUCCAACUUACAACACCUCCUCUAUGGAAUCGACCACGCCCUACGUCCCCACAACCAGUUCUCACACUGAUUCCUCUGUGGAUUCAACUACUCCAACUAGCUCCAGCACCAGUGAGGAAACAACCACCUCUUCUGUGGAUUCAACCACUUCACCUAGCUCCAGCACCAGUGAGAUAACAACCACGUCUUCAAUACUCACUCCUUCAUUCCACAGACUCUCCCGCUUAUACCACCUCCUCUAUGGAAUCAAGUACCUCUUCAAGUAUGGACACAACCACUUCUUCAACUUUUUCCACAUCAUCUUUGGAUUCCACCACUCCUCCAACUUACCUCACCUCAACUACCACACUGAGGAAUCCAGCUCCUCUACUGACUCAAGUUCUUCCACAGGCUCAGAAACCUCUUCAGGUUACUCCUCAUCCAGCUCCUCUUUGGACUCCAGCACCAGUGAUGAAACAACUACAUCUCCAAUCUACUCCAGCUCUUCCACAGACUCUCCAACUUACUCCAGCUCCUCUAUGGAAUCAACUACCUCUUCAAGUACGGACACAACCCCUUCUUCAAGCUUUUCCACAUCAUCCUUGGAUUCCACCACUUCUCCAACUGACAUCACCUCAACUACCACCACUGAGGACUCCAGCUCCUCUACUUACUCAAGCUCUUCCCUCUUCUUCAGGCUACUCCUCGUCCAGCUCCUCUUUGGAGCCCACCAUUUCUUCUACUUUCCCAAGCUCCUCUAUGGGGAAUCAACCACCUCGUCAAAUGCGGACACAACCACUUCUUCAAGUUUGUUCACAUCCUCCUUGGAGUCGACCACUUCUCCGACUGACAUCACCUCAACUACCACCACUGAGGACUCCACCUCGUCUACUUACUCGAGCUCUUCCAUAGAAACCUCUUCAACCUCCAGCACCAGUGAGGAAGCCACCAUGUCUUCAAUCUACUCCAGCUUUUCCACAGACUCUCCAACUUACUUUACCACAACAUCCUUGGAUUCCACCACUUCUCCAACUUACCUCCCCUCAACUACCACCACUGACGAUUCCACCUCCUCUACUUACUCAAGCUCUCCCACAGAAACCUCUUCAACUUACACCAGCUCCUCUCUGGAGCCCACCAUUUCUUCUACUUUUCCAAGCUCCUCCAUGGAUUCAACCUUCCAGUCGACCACUCUCUCAACUGAUUCCUCUCUCCUCUAUGGAAUCAACUACCUCUUCAAGGACGGACACAACACUUCUUCAAGCUCUUCCACAUCAUCCUUGGAUUCGACCACUUCUCCAACUUACCUCACCUCAACUACCACUACUGAGGACUCCACCUCCUCUACUUACUCACACUCUUCCAUAGAAACCUCUUUAACUUCUACCAGCUCUUCUUCAGGCUACUCCUCAUCCAGCUCCUCUUUGGAGCCCAUCAGUUCUUCUACUAUCCCAAGCUCCUCUAUGGAUUCAAACCAUACUCUCCAACUUACAACACCUCCUCUAUGGAAUCGACCACCUCUUCAAGUACGGACACAACCUCUUCAGGCUACUCUUCAUCCAGCUCAUCUUUGGAGCCCACCAGUUCUACCUUGCCAAGCUCCUCUAUGGAUUCAACCAACGCCCUACGUCCCCACAACCAGUUCUCACACUGAUUCCUCUGUGGAUUCAACUACUCCAACUAGCUCCAGCACCAGUGAGGAAACAACCACCUCUUCUGUGGAUUCAACCACUUCACCUAGCUCCAGCACCAGUGAGAUAACAACCACGUCUUCAAUCUACUCCAUUUCUUCCACAGACUCUCCCGCUUAUACCACCUCCUCUAUGGAAUCAAGUACCUCUUCAAGUAUGGACACAACCACUUCUUCAACUUUUUCCACAUCAUCUUUGGAUUCCACCACUCCUCCAACUUACCUCACCUCAACUACCACCACUGAGGAAUCCAGCUCCUCUACUGACUCAAGUUCUUCCACAGGCUCAGAAACCUCUUCAACAUACACUAACCCUUCUUCAGGUUACUCCUCAUCCAGCUCCUCUUUGGACUCCAGCACCAGUGAUGAAACAACUACAUCUCCAAUCUACUCCAGCUCUUCCACAGACUCUCCAACUUACUCCAGCUCCUCUAUGGAAUCAACUACCUCUUCAAGUACGGACACAACCCCUUCUUCAAGCUUUUCCACAUCAUCCUUGGAUUCCACCACUUCUCCAACUGACAUCACCUCAACUACACCACUGAGGACUCCAGCUCCCUACUUACCAAUGGACCACCAUUCUAACCUUGCCAUCCCCUCUAUGGAUUCAACCCGCUACUCUCCCCACACCAGUUCUCCACUGAUUCCCUUGCAAUCAUCAACUACUCCAGCACCAGUGAGUAUGGACAACCACUUCUUCAACUUUUUCCACAUCAUCUUUGGAUUCCACACCUCUCAACUUACCUCACCUCAACUACCACCACUGAGGAAUCCAGCCUUCCUCUCUGACUCAAAGUUCUUCAACAGGCCAAAACCUCUUCAACUCACUAACCCUUCUUCAGACUCUCCAACUUACUCCAGCUCCUUAUCCAACUACCUCUUCAACUACGGACACAACCCCUUCUUCAAGCUUUUCCACAUCUCCUUGGAUUCCACCACUUCUCCAACUGACAUCACCUCAACUCACCACUGA